This is a messenger RNA of Tigriopus californicus, 3187 nucleotides long. Its product is annotated as serine/threonine-protein kinase PRP4 homolog. The transcript has 8 exons. The record is from RefSeq and is a predicted model, not a curated record. The coding region runs from base 131 to 2986 and encodes 951 amino acids. Lineage: Eukaryota; Metazoa; Arthropoda; Copepoda; Harpacticoida; Harpacticidae.
CAGCUCGAGCUUUAAAGGGAACAAAGUGAGAAGACCAACGGUGUCUCUGUUGCAAUUUUGAAACUGGAUCAGUGGAUCAGCCUGGAUUGGCUGGGCUCGUGUUUGAGGCGUGCCACGGAAACAGGCCAACAUGAGCUCCUAUCACGAGGAUCCUGUGGAUCGCUAUACAGCCCCGGCGGCCCCUCGCUUAUCUUCGGGCCAUAGUCCCCAUUUUUCGGCCGGCGGAUCCUCGGUUCGCCGACGAUCGCCACAUUCCGGAGAUCGGCGAACCUCGCGUCGUUCUCGAUCGCCCCGAAAUUCCGGCCGAAUGGCGGAUGAUUGGACUCGGAGCACGGAUGCGUUUCUGGACACGUUGACCAAAAGCCGAGGAUCCUUUGGUACGUCACCACCUCAGGCAACCUACAACGCCAGGUCGCGCUCGAAUCUGCCCAAUCAAGUUCCGCUACUGGAUUUCAACGACGAUCGGAGGUCCCCUUCAGGUCUGCCCCGCAAAUCCAGAAGCAAAUCACGAAGCCCAUCUAACAAGAAAAGCCACCGAUCUGCAUCUUCAAGCUCGGACGAGAGUGCUCCCAAAUCAUCAGAAGUGGUCAUGUCGAAAGACGAGCACGACAAAUUAAAGGCCCAAAGGCAACAGUAUCGAGAAGCCAUGAGGAAACUUGAAGACCAGCUCAUGAAAUUGAAGGAACAACGAGAAACAUUCAAAGCGGGUGGAGCCAAACAUGAAGAUCUUAUCAUGAAGGAAAAUGCCAGGAUCCAGAAAGAACUCAAAGCUCGAAUUCUAAAGAUGGGUGAAAUCAUCGGGCAAGUCGAGUCGACCCUGGAACGAGCCGUCGUUCAAGUGGUGUCUAAAACGCGAUCCAGAAGUGGAAGCAUUUCGCCCGUGCCCAAGAAGCCCAAGAAGCGAGCUCAAAGUCGGAGUCCUCGGGUUGAAGAACGGGAACCCGAAACCAAGAUGAGGGGCAAUAAACAUUCGGAUCAUCGAGCUCCUUCGACCUCUAGCGAAGACGAGAGUAAAGCCAAGACGAACUCCAAUGGAUCGAGCAAGAAGAAGAGGAAGAAGAGAUCUAAGAAUUCGUCUAGCUCAGCCGCAGAAGAAUCGGAUUCCGAGUCCAAGCGCCGAAAGAAGAAACGAAAGAAGGACAAGAAACGAUCUACCUCAUCUUCAGAGUCAGAAGGAUCGGAUAUGGAGACCCAAGCGAAGAAAAAAUCGACCGCUAAAGGGGAAGGGAGUGCUCGAAUCACGCCUUCGAAUCCUCGAGACAACGAUGAGCUCAUGGCUCUCUUGGCCAAGAUGUCGGAUGCAUUCAUGAAGUCCAAAAAGGAUUGCAAAGAACUUCAAGCCCGAAUCAACUUACUCGAGUCCGAGAAUAUCGUCUUGAAGAAACAAGUCAAGGAGCUUCGAACCAGGGAAGAGGAACGUAUUGCCGCUGAUCAAGCCCGACAAGAGCGAGAGAUCCAAGAACAAGCGGAGAAAGAACGCUCGCAAAUUAUGGAGAAAGCUCAUCUUUUGCUAUUGGACAACGUAGGAACAGCUUCUCGCACGGAAGAGCACAGAGGAGGGCCUCGAACCGAAGACCACAAGUCGUUGAAAGAUCCGGAACGUAGACAUGAGGUGGAGCGAGCGGAGACGGCGGCCAAAGAGUCCGACCGCCGAUCUGACCGUCCUGAGCGGCACUCCAGAAGCAGUCCCGGUCGACGAAGAUCGAGUCGUGAGCGAGAAGAACGGAGGCGAGAUAGGUCCAGACGAGAUGAAAGUCCACGAAGAGAGCGAUCCCGCAAAGACGACAGUCCGAAAAGAGAUCGCUCUCACCGAGAGACCCGCAAAGACGCGCCCGAAGCGCCGAGACCACCGCCGCCCCCGCCGCCGCCGAAGUCGGAUCGAAACGAUAAGAUCAACCUGGACGAUUGGGUGUCUCAGCCGCAGAUGAAAGAGCGGGUCGAUCCCAAUCUGGAAUCGAUUCGGGCCAAGGUCAUGGAGAAGAGGCAGAAAAUGCAAGACGAGGACAAGAGAAGUCGAUGGGCCACCGUGUAUCAAACCGAAGAGUCGCAUCCCGUGCCGCACCCGAAGCCCGUGGAGCCCGAGCGGGCCAAGACCCCCGAGGACCAAAAACUGCCCGAGGGGCCCCGAGCUCAUGUGGCUCUUCAAUGGGGUAGCCACAGUAAGAAGGCCACGUCCCCUUCCCCAGGGAGUAAGAAGGCCAAUGCUCCGGUCAUAGGAAAGAUGCCGGGUCGCUCUAAGCGUUCCAGCAUCACGCCUCAACGAACCAGUGCUCCGCCUUCCGAAGAAAGGGAAAUGCCCAAAGCCACCCGAUUUGGUCCCAGAAGCGACUUGAAGAGUAUUCCCCCGCCCACGGUGGUCCAGCCUCAUCCCGACCAACUUCACCACCAAUCGGUUGGUGCUCCCGCCUCGUCGGCCCCCUCGUCGUCGUCGUCGUCGUCGUACGGGAUCACAAGGGAAAUGUAUAUGCAGGCCAUCACCGCCACCAUGCCCACUGAACCGCCCCCUCCUCAAGAGGCAUUGGCCAUGCGUUAUCAGCAAGCUCAACAGCCUCCCAAGAACCCGACUCCGCAGCCCAUCGAUAUCAGCUCCAUUCUGGCCGCUGCUCAGCAACACAUUCAGAGCAAGGUCGCUCAAAUGAGGACUCCCAAGCCAGUCAUGAUGAAGAUUCCCUCACAUCAAAACCUGGACACACCCGCCGAUAUCCCGUUGCCGCCUUUACCCGCCGCUGUGGACAAGGACGAAAUGGCCGGCCUGGACACCCGCCCGCCCAAAGUCCCCACACCUCCAAUGCCUGUCCCCAAGACGGAAUUGGAUUACAUGAUGGAGAAGCACGCCAGUCCGAAACGAGCAUCGACCCCACCUUCGGCCAAGACUACCAAGCCAUCGCCUUUUGAGACCGAGGACUCCAUUGAAAUGGAUCCGGAAGAGUUGGCUAUGCUUGGCAUCGAUCCCAAUGACCUCACUGGCUUUGGUGCUAAGAAAUGAAGACAUGACAGCUAAUAAUGGGAUUUGAUAAUGCUUGGGCAAACACAAUGAUGCAUCAUUAAAGCCGUCUCUUCAUCAACAAACUUAUCUCUUGGUCUUUUAUCUUAUUCUCGUAUGUCGAUGUUUUUGGCGAAUUUUUGAGCUCAAGAGCGUCGAAUCUUGUGACGUUAAAGUGAAGUGAAUUAACAGGAUCUGACUCAA